This is a messenger RNA of Hylaeus volcanicus, 678 nucleotides long. RefSeq names its product glutamine amidotransferase-like class 1 domain-containing protein 3, mitochondrial. The transcript has 4 exons. The record is from RefSeq and is a predicted model, not a curated record. Lineage: Eukaryota; Metazoa; Arthropoda; Insecta; Hymenoptera; Colletidae. Bases 1 to 678 code for a protein of 225 amino acids.
AUGAAACAGAUUUUGUGCGGUUGCGGAUAUCUCGACGGCACCGAAAUUUCAGAAGCCAUCUCGACGUCGAUACAUCUCUCUCAGAAAGACAUGCUACCGACUUUCUACGCGCCAGAUGUAGAACUUUGCGAAGUUGUCGAUCAUUUGACUAAAGAGCCUGACAGUCACAGUGGCCAAAGGAACGCGCUCGUCGAGGCUGCAAGAUUGGCCAGAUCAUGUAUCAAACCAAUAUGCGAAUGUGAAGCUUGCAUGCACGGAGCACUCAUUAUCCCUGGAGGAUUUGGCGCUGCAAAAACGCUGAGUAACUUCGAGGAAAAGGGAGCUGAUUGCAGCUUACUUCCUGAUUUAGAGAAACUUAUCGAAGAUUUCUAUUGCGAGCAAAAACCAAUUGGGUCGAUUUGCAUUGCGGGUGCUUUGAUCGCCAAAGUACUCAAAGGUGUUAAAAUUACGCUGGGGAAAGAAUCACCAAAAGAAGAUUGGCCACAUGGCGAUGCUAUUAACAAAGUCAAAGAUAUGGGAGCCAAAGUGGAAUUGAAAGGAGUGAAGGAUGUAACUCGAUGUAAAAAGUAUAAUGUUUUUAGUACACCAGGCUGGAUGUAUAAACACGCAUCUUAUGCAGAGAUUCACAGUGGCAUUGGGAAGUUAGUCAAUAUGUUGGCAAAGUGUGUUAAUCGAUAA